This is a messenger RNA of Populus trichocarpa (black cottonwood), 811 nucleotides long. Its product is annotated as transcription factor SCREAM2. The transcript is spliced from 4 exons. Lineage: Eukaryota; Viridiplantae; Streptophyta; Magnoliopsida; Malpighiales; Salicaceae. Gene Ontology annotation, molecular function: sequence-specific DNA binding; DNA-binding transcription factor activity. The coding region runs from base 176 to 613 and encodes 145 amino acids. The record is from RefSeq and is a predicted model, not a curated record. Gene Ontology annotation, biological process: regulation of DNA-templated transcription. Gene Ontology annotation, cellular component: nucleus.
GAAUUAUGAUUUUAUUUGGGGAAACGGGAGCAUCCAUGCAGGAAACGAACAAGCAAUGAUAGAGUUCGAGAGGUCAUCUUCUUGUUAUAAAAUCCUCAAAAGCUCGAGGUGAAAAAAUAAGCAAGGGAGAGGAGAGAGCUAGCUAGCUAGUCAAGUUAAGAGGCAGAAAACAAGAAUGUCUUCCAGGAAGAAAAAGAAGGCAGCUCUUUACGAGAAGUUACGUGCUGCUACCAAUUCUAAUGCUAUGAACAAAACCUCAAUCAUAGUAGACGCGUCAAAAUAUAUUGGAGAGUUGAAGAACAAGGUGGAUAGGCUAAAAAAAGAAAUCGGAACAUCUUCAACCCCCCAAAAUUCAUUACCUGCGGUCACAGUGGAAAACCUAGAAAAGGGUUUCCUUAUUAAUGUAUUUUCAGGAAAGAAUUGCCCUGGAUUACUUGUCUCCAUACUUGAAGCCUUCGAGGAACUAGGCCUUGAUGUGCUUGAUGCUAGGGUUUCUUGUGAAGACAAUUUCCAACUUGAAGCGAUUGGUGGAGACCAAAACCAAGGCCAUGAUGCUCAAGUAGUGAAACAGGCAGUGCUGCAAGCUAUCCAUAACUGGAAUGAAGGCAGCUAGCUAGUGAGCAAGAAUGACCCAAAUAUUUUCUUCCCCUAUCUUCCUGUACGCUACUGAGAAAUUGGGAAUUUGUAUAUUGAAUUUCAAGCACACUAGGCAGUCCUAAUUCCAAGUUAGUAGUCAGUCAAAAUGUGCAGCAAUGGGAUUCUGGUAAUUAAUUUUCAGUUUUUAAUUAAGCAACUUUUACCUUCGAUGAUC